GAUGAGAACAGAAAUCCCCCCGGAGGCGAACAGAAAGAUUGUGCUGGUGAGAGUUCUGUGCGCACUGAGACGCAGUCGAUCUUUUUCCUAUUUACCUCUCAGCAAAGGGGUCUAGCAGGAUUAUGAUAAACAUUUUUUAAAAAUCCUCGUAGGCUAUGCGUUUCAAAACAGAAGCGACACCUCAAGUUUAUCAAAGGGAACUCGAAUUAGUGUGGACUGUUCCCCAUUUCCUCAGCGGAUCCAAGUUUUCCAUCAGUUCAUCAGCCAGUUGGGUUUAAGGGCGGCUGGUGCCACGGAUAAAAAUCACCCCUGUCCACAUGGGCUGCUCUGUCUCACUUUGGGAUCUGUACUAUUCUCAGCUGGCUCUCACCGCAGACCGACAGGAGAGGAAAACUCCGAUGGAAAAUCAUGCAGCACUUUGAACCCAUGGAGACAUGGCGCAAAGGCUCCUCACAUCUGCGAACAGAGUCAGCGCUAGAUUCGCCUUCAUAUUUACUUUGUCCCUAUCCUGCGCGUACUUAUGCUAUAAUAUUAUUUUUUAUCGCGGCACAGUCAUGACAAACCAGGCUUACGACGGGAAACGCUGCCCGCCGAGCAAAAACGCAGGAGGCAAAAAACUUCUUGGGAAACUGGACAAUUGUGCUUCGCUGGAUGUCAGGUCCUCGUUUCAGCGAGGAUCGAGCGAUCCACGAGAGCAGAGUAAAGCUCCAGCUUCGCCUGGUGCUCAUGGGACUGACGAUUAUUUGAAAAACACGAGUGUUACGCAGAAAUACGGGAACAAGAAGCUACCCAAUGCGUUAAUUGUCGGCGUAAAGAAAGGAGGAACCAGGGCGGUGCUGGAGUUCAUCCGGAUACAUCCAGAUGUGCGCGCACUCGGAACAGAGCCGCACUUUUUUGACAGAAACUAUGACAGAGGGCUGGACUGGUACAGGGGAUUAAUGCCACGCACACUCGACAGUCAGAUAACCUUAGAGAAGACUCCCAGCUAUUUCGUGACCAGAGAGGCGCCACGCCGCAUUUCCAGCAUGUCUCACGAUACCAAGCUGAUUGUGGUGGUACGAAACCCUGUCACCAGAGCUAUCUCGGACUACACUCAGACUCUUUCUAAGAAGCCUGACAUCCCUACGUUUGAAGAGCUGGCCUUUAAGAACAGAAGCUUGGGUCUUGUGGACACAUCUUGGAACGCCAUUCGGAUUGGGAUGUAUAUUCUCCACCUGGAAAACUGGCUGCAGUACUUUCGCCUGUCGCAGAUGCAUUUCGUGAGCGGAGAGCGGCUGAUAACGGAUCCAGCGGGGGAAAUGGGCCGUGUCCAGGACUUUCUAGGGCUCAAACGGAUAAUCACGGACAAGCACUUCUACUUCAAUCGAACCAAAGGUUUCCCCUGUUUAAAAAAGCCGGAGAGCAGCAGCCAACCUCGAUGCCUUGGCAAAUCCAAGGGCAGGACUCAUGUACAGAUUGAGCAGGAGGUCAUAGAGCAGCUGCAGGAGUUUUAUAGACCUUUUAACAUAAAAUUCUAUGAAACUGUGGGACAAGACUUCAAGUGGGAUUGAAUGUACAAUUAAAAAGUGAGAACUGUUUAUAAAAUGCCUACCUCUAAAAACAAGUUAAUUGAGGAUACCUUUAAAAUAUAUUUAACUGAGUGGUAUGCAGAGUUUAUACAAAUAUAAAAUGAAAAGUAUUCUAAAUAUAAUUCUAUAAAUAUGUUUUUUUUUUUCUGUGGGUCAUUCUAGAGAGAAGUGUAAUUUAUUUAUUGAUAAAAAAGAUAUAUACCAAACUCUGUUUUUGUUCCCAUCAACAUGCCAAUUAAAUGAUCCAUAACCCAUUUUAAUGCAUCAACUUAUUUACCAAAUAACCAUCACAGAGCUUUCCUGCCAUUUAAAGUCACCAGCCAUACAAUCAUGACACACCUUAAAUAUUUAUUAUCAAGAGUGCUUAUUUAUUCAUUAUUUUCCGAGAAAAUGAUCUGCUGUCUUUUACCAUUAAAAUGAGCACUCCACAUGAAGUCGCCUCAAAAUGUCAGAUGAAUAAUAAAAUCAGCCUGUCUGCUUUUCUGACGUUAAACCUGUUUUUGUUGCAGACAUAAACUGUGGGGAACAGAGCUGAAAAAUACUGUGAGAAUAACAAAAUAAAAGGUUUAAUGAAAAAUAUGCUUAAACUUUCAUAUAUGUUUCCUUUUUGGUAGACGACUUAAAGCUUUUCUGUGUUUGUAUUCUUAUUGUGAUCAUCAGAAUAAAAGUCCUAAAUACAAAAAAAAAGAUUUAUUGGAGAUACAUUUUUUUCCAGUAAAUAUACAUUAAAAAGACACGUUUUAUGGUGUUAAAUGGUCAGAAAUCAGAAUUUU
Molecule: messenger RNA, 2341 nt
Organism: Fundulus heteroclitus (mummichog)
Lineage: Eukaryota; Metazoa; Chordata; Actinopteri; Cyprinodontiformes; Fundulidae
Gene: hs3st2
Product: heparan sulfate (glucosamine) 3-O-sulfotransferase 2
Exons: 2
Coding region: 435-1550 (371 amino acids)
Molecular function (GO): [heparan sulfate]-glucosamine 3-sulfotransferase activity
Source: RefSeq, a predicted model, not a curated record